Molecule: messenger RNA, 1652 nt
Organism: Helianthus annuus (common sunflower)
Lineage: Eukaryota; Viridiplantae; Streptophyta; Magnoliopsida; Asterales; Asteraceae
Product: protein IQ-DOMAIN 14
Exons: 5
Coding region: 264-1478 (404 amino acids)
Molecular function (GO): protein binding
Source: RefSeq, a predicted model, not a curated record
AUAUAAAACAGAAGUUUGCAGUUUGCAACAUGGGAUUCUUUCUGGCAAACAUUCUUCAUCCACUCCACUUAACUUACUUCACUUGUAGUAAACUCUCUUCCAUUAAACAAACUCUGUAUCUGAAUUUAAAGUACACCCAAAUCCCAACAACCCAUUUGAAGAUCUUUUAAACUACUCAAACUUGCAGCAGUUUCUUAAAUCACUCAUACUUUGAGGGUAUGUAGAUCCAGUCAUCAAGAAAUUUUGAUUUUUUUUAUAAGUAAAUGGCAAGAAGAAGAUGGUUGAGUCUAAUCAAGAGGUUCUUCAUCUCAGAAACAUGUGAAAAGAGAGUAAAGGAAAAGAGGACAAGAUGGGUGUUUGGGAGGCAUAAACUGAAGAGGUUAACUUCACAAUCUACACUAAUAGAGAGGCCUCAAUCAGCAGAAACAAAGGUGAAACCUGAUGGUGGUGUUGUGGGUCAAGAAACUGAUGAAUCGAAACUCGUAUCGAGUCGGAAGAUUGGUGUUAAGGAAAGGGAAAAUGGUGCAGCCAUCAAGAUUCAAACGGCUUUUCGGGGAUUUCUUGCAAGAAAAGCUUUAAGGGCAUUAAAGGGACUAGUGAAGCUACAAGCUAUAAUUCGUGGGCAUUUAGUUAGACGCCAGGCGGUCACAACUCUAAUGCGGUUGCAAUCGGUUGUAAAUAUUCACUCACAAGCAUGUGCAAAGAGAGUACAUGUAGCAGACUGCAAUUUCCAUAAUAACUAUCAAGAAAGUAGAGGAAAGGAUAUAAAGAUGGAUAUGAACAGUCAGAGGCGGUGGGACGGCAGUAUUUUAACAAAGGAAGAGGAGGAAGCUAUGUGGUGCAGUAAAAGAGAAGCAGCUCUGAAGAGAGAAAGGAUCAAAGAGUAUGCAUUUAACCACAGAAUGUCAUCAGAAUCCGAACAAAGCAAAGUAAAUAUGAAAUGGAGGUACUGGUUAGAACAUUGGGUGGAUACCCAACUAGCCAAAAGAGAAGAUCUUCAAAAUCUAGGAAAAAAAGAAGAUUUCGAAAUUCAAAAAGUCAAACUAAGAAAUCUCAAGCUAACAGAUGGCUCAAACUAUCCCCCAAAAACAACCCGUCACAGAAAACAACGUUCCAUCGGAGAAGAACAUUUGGGUUCAACUUCACCCAUGUUCCCUACUUACAUGGCUGCAACCGAAUCCGCACGAGCCAAAGCCAGAUCGUUGAGCUCACCAAGGCUAAGACCGUUAAGUGUUGAUACUUGGUCUGCAAGCAAUUCUCCAUAUAAGCAUAAGCUGUUGUCUCCUAUAUCUUCUAUCAAUAGUGAUGCUGGCAGUAGUCGGGUUUGGAACGCUAAUGCGCGUGCAGGGUUUUCGCAAAGAUCACCGAGCCUAAAAGGGAGCCCGGGUCAUGUGAAACCAAACCGGAGUUCGAAAAAUCUCAGUUUUAAUUCAGAAUCUGCAGUACCAAAUUGGGAUCAAAAUGACCAUUUGAGAUGAUUGAUGAUACCAGGUAAUCCGUAAAUCGUAAAUCUUUCCUGCACUUGUUAGUGUGCAAGUAGACCAAGUGAAACUUCAUACUAGUAACGGUUUUCUUGACUUGUUUUGUUGCAUUCGUUAUAAUUUUCAGUGAAAUUAUUUAUCAUGAUUAUGUUGAUAAUAUUUUCUUACCCA